This is a messenger RNA of Pseudophryne corroboree (corroboree frog), 6931 nucleotides long. It is a transcript of the gene DCPH1, whose product is annotated as acidic residue methyltransferase 1. Gene Ontology annotation, cellular component: nucleus. The record is from RefSeq and is a predicted model, not a curated record. Gene Ontology annotation, molecular function: phosphatase activity. Gene Ontology annotation, biological process: DNA damage response. The transcript has 6 exons. Lineage: Eukaryota; Metazoa; Chordata; Amphibia; Anura; Myobatrachidae. The coding region runs from base 471 to 1793 and encodes 440 amino acids.
AUGAGAAGCGGCCAACGGCACCGCCCACACUGGCUGUCAGACCCCAACCACGCCCCCCGGAACUACAAUGCAAUGCUUGUCGCUCUGUACUCAGAACUGACAUUGCACAAUCUGUAAUAUUACUGUUGGCAAGAGCAGAUUCGCCCACCAUAAGACCUGAUUGUUAUAUCCGAUUUUAAAAUAAAGUGGAGGACGCGACUCCACAAGUCCGUGUGGUCCAGAGCUCUGUAUUUUGGUAUAUUUGUAAACGCUGUGGAAUUUAUGGCUGUUGCGAAUGUGCUGGUGAGAAUGGGUUUAUGGGUCCCGCUGCUAGUACUGGCAGCCUGGCAGUACGGCGCGAAGAGAAUCUAGACGCAACCCUGCCAGUACUGCGUCUGCUGCAGCUUGUUAUGAGCCACUCCAGUCCUGCUGCCAGUAGAACAGGAGUCUAGAGACAGAACUCCAGCAGGAAAUAUCUGAAAAUCGAGAACAUGGAGACUCCUGACUCACUCUCGGCCAAAUUUGAGGGGUCUUUUGCUUACUUUACAGUUAAAGACCGACUGCCUCAAAUUCUAACCAAAGUGAUUGACACUGUGCACCGAAAUAAAAAUAAGUUCCUGGAAGAAUAUGGAGAGGAAGGCAUCGAGGCAGAAAAGAAAGCUUUGUCUUUCUUUUCAAAACUAAGGAACGAGAUGCAGACCGAUAAGCCCAUCCUUCCAAUUACCGAUAACCAGCCGGACACUACCAUAUGGAACCAGUACCUCAAAUACCAGGAAACCUUACUCUGCAAUGGCGAGCAGCCCAGUUGGUUCAAAUCUCCUUGGCUGUACGUGGAGUGCUAUCUGUAUCGCAGAAUUCAGGAAGGCCUUAUGUUAAGCCCACCUAUCUGCAUGUAUGACGUCUUCAAAGAAGCAAAGGAUGAAAGCUUCUUUCAAUCUCAGCCAGCGAUGUUGGCUCUCUGUACUCAUCUUCAUGAGCUGAAGAGGAACAUUGACACCAUGAACAAAGACCAGUACCAAAAAGAGUUCUUCAGACUGCUGCAGGUUUCUUUGUGGGGAAACAAAUGUGACCUAUCUAUUUCUGGUGGUGUGGACAACUCCCAGAAAUCCAGCCUUCUAUCGGCCCUGGAGUCUCUCAAACCAUUUAUAUUGGUGGAUAAUAUGGAAUCUCUCUGGAACACCCUCUCAAAGAGUAGAGAUGGGAGCACAAAGAAAGACCCAAGUAUUAGAGUUGACAUUGUUCUAGAUAAUGCUGGAUUUGAGUUGGUCACAGAUUUUGUCUUGGCGGACACCAUGUUGUCUCUAAAAUUGGCCACCGAAGUUCAUUUUCAUGCCAAGUGCAUACCUUGGUUUGUCUCGGACACCACAAAACACGACUUCAAUUGGACAAUUCAGCAGUGCCUAGCAGCCAACCACAAGUGGAUGUCAAAGUGUGGACAGAUGUGGAAAGAGAACCUGCAGAAAGGCCGCUGGGUUUAUCAUGAGCACCUGUUUUGGACUCUUCCGCACGAGUACUGCAGCAUGGCUGACGCCGCUCCUGAUUUGUAUACAGAGUUGCAAAAAUCAGACUUGGUUCUGUUUAAAGGAGACCUGAACUACAGGAAACUUACUGGAGACCGGAAGUGGGCCUUCACUGUACCCUUUUCCCAAGCACUGACAACAUUUCAUCCUGCGCCGCUAUGCAGCAUCAGAACCCUGAAAGCCGACGUGCAGGUCGGUUUACAGCCAAAUAUCGGAGAACAGCUCACGGUAUCUGAGCCGGACUGGAUGACAUCUGGCAAAUACGGAGUGAUCCAGUUUAGUCCUAUGGUAUAAUGCAGUAGUUAAAUGCAUAAUGCAAAGAUUAUUUUUCAGCUUAAUGUUUUGCGUGCUAUAUUCUUUUCUUUUUUUCAGUAUGACUAUUUCUUAUUCCAAAAAUCAACCCCUUUAGUAUACCUCCCAACAUCAGGGAGGUUGGGAGCGAAACAGUUGGUGCAUGGCCUCUCGCUCCAGGGGCAUGUCCAGCACUUCCCAAGCAGAUCGGCUGCCCCCAGUUCCUGCCCAUAGCUUAUGGAUGUCAUGUGGCACUGGAAACUGCGGGCCGCGGGUGGAAUGUCGGGGCAGUGCCCGGAAAGCUGGACUGUGGACUGUCCUGCCAAAAUAGGCAAAGUUGGGUGGUCUGCCUUUAGUAACAGGAACUUGGCAGCUGUUGUUGAACUGUGGGUCCCAUCAGUCAGCUGCCGGAGCAUACUGGAAUUUGUAGUUUAGUAGCCAGGCCAGGGUAUGGCAAUGCAGUGGUAUGUGAAUGCAUGUGUACCUGUAUGUCCCGUUCUCAGAAAGGAAAAACAUUCAUGAAGAGACUUUUCAGGAAAAAAAAAACAUACUCAGCAAUGUUACUUAGGAAUAUGACUAUCAUAAUACAUUUUUUUCCCUUCAUGUUUUAUGUGAAACCACUCUGAUAGCCUCACAGCCAAAGACAAUAGGCAACAUUUUUGAAACCUGCUGUACAGGUGACUGCAGAUAAAGAAAAACAUCCUCAUAGCGACCAAUUGGAUUCUAGUAAAGUAUACAGAAUGAAACGACCCUUCCGAUUGGUUGUUGUGGGGUAUAGCAUUUUUGGGUGUUUUUUUUUUAGAUAAGAACCAAUUUGCUAAAAGGUUUCUCGCCUUAUUUUCAGCACAGAACAGAAAUUUUGGUUUUGGUUUAAUGGCAAAAGGCAGAGUUUACUGUUAUUUAAUGUCAGGACUUGAUACAGUUCCGUUUGUUUAAAAGCUCUAUAUCUUCAAUUGUUUUUAUUAAAGAUUUUGUUUAAGUACAGGGAAGGUGUAUCGAGAAAAGGGGGAGACAAAAAAAACAAUCUGAGACAAUAACAUGCACUUAAAUAUAAUAUAAAGGAGCAAACAUACAGAAUACAAUGAUAAAUACAGGUCAUCAAAUAAGCAAAUGAGGAAUUGCAAAGGGAGAUAACUGAGUGGACUCAGACUGCCUGCUCUGGGUCCUCUGGUUCAGUUAUCCCCUUUGCAAUUCUUCACAAGUCACCCACAAGAUUGCUAUGACGGUUCGUGGGGGAAGUGUGUCUGAAGAAUCGGAGGUACAAAUGUGUCUGAGCGCACCAACUCCUUCCCCUUCAGUGACGUACAAGUGCCACACACAACAUUUCAUGAGAGGGAAGGAAGGUAGAAUAGAAUAGAGAACUUAAAAGGUUUCCGUUACAAAUUGAAACGGAACCUUGGAGAUGCAAAGAAGGAAGGUUAAGGAGAUUCCCAUAGUUGAGCUAAAGCAGCCCUAGCCACAACUACAUUUGGCCCAUCAAGUAGCUUUUGGACUUGGGUAUAGAAAGUAGGUGCCAGUGCAAUAAGACGAGAGCCGAGCCUGGUAUCAAGUCUUUAGACAUAUAAAACAUUCAACCAAAAGGAGCGGAUUUCAGAGCAGUCCCAAAAUAAAUGGAAUAGGUCCCUUUCUCCAGAGCAUUGACACCAGCCAUAUUUAGAGCAAGACGGCCACAUUUUGUAUAAUUUAGUCGGAGUAAGAUAGUCUUUGAAGCAGUUUCACAUGCAUCUCGACAUGGUCGGUCCACUUAGAUAUGCAAAAUGAGUUACUAUAGAUGUUUCCAUUAAUGGAGGGUAAAAAGUAGAGUGUAAAUCCGAUUCCCAUUGUAUGUCUUCAGCAAAUUUCUCAGACAUUUCAGACUGCAUACAUUUGUACCAGUAGGUAAUUUCUUCCUUAGAGGAACUAGUGGUCAGUCUGCUCAUAAAUUAUGCCGGUGGCAAACAAUAAGCAUUGGUCAACUUACACAUAUAACGUACCCAGUGAGCAAUUUGGAGACGCCUAUAGUAAUCGGUAGAAGGGAGUGCAUAGGUAAUUUGGAGAUGAGGAAAGGAGGGCGACAAUACUUCCCAAAAGGAAAUUAUUGAUUGUGGACAUACCAUUCGCAAUCCAUGUACUAAGGGGUAAAUUAAUGAAAUAACUAAGUGCUGUGAGGGAGAGGUUGGGGGAAGGUUGUCCAGUCAGCCCUCGGGAAGACAUUAGUAUCCCAUGCCCAGAGAGCAUCCGAGGUGGCUAGGAGGCAAAACUCAGGUAGGAAUUCCCGACAAGGCAUCCUUUUCACAGUCUACCUAGGGCUUGCAGCCAGGGGUCAAGAGACAAUUUUUUCAUUGUGAUAGAAUACAUGCCAACUGGUUUAAAGGUAGAUCCGAGCCACUUAGAAGCACUUUAUGCUAGGAGCCAUGUACUGAUGGUCAUAGUUUGCAGAAUUAUAUAGUCUGACUGAUAUUAUAUAAUUAUCAUUGUCAGUGAAAAAGAAGGUUCCCCCUUCAUAGCUUAUGGGUACCAUCCAUGUCACUGACUUGCUCAAUAUAACUGAGUGGUAAUAUCCACCCACAUGUUCUAUUCAUAUGCCACUAUUAUUAUAACGCCACAAAACAUAAGAGGUUGCCCCCGUAACUGUCAGUUGUGCCACCCAUGGCUGUGACUGCUGUGCUUUGCUGCCUUGCUGUUACAUGUAUAAAAUCAAAGCAUUAGUAUAUUAGGAUAAAAUUUCUUAUUUAACAUGAGUGUGGUUGGGUGGGUAUUUUGCAAAUCUACAUUAUAUUGUCCCUGUAGACCAGUGGUAGCCAACCCUGGUCAUCGAGAGCUACCAACAGUUCACGUUUUCCAGCUCACCUACCAGGUGCACAGGUGCAGUCAUUGACACAUUUUAAAAGAUCCACAGAUGGAGCUAAUAACUUCACUUGUGAUUCUGCGAGGAAACCUGGAAACCGUUAACUGUUGGUAGCUCUCGAGGACCAGGGUUGACUACCCCUGCUGUUCAUCGCUGGUGCCCCAUCGGCUGUGCAUGCAGGCCAAUAUCGACGAUCUCGUCCAUAUUUGCCUGCACUUCUAUGGAGCCGGGUGACGGGGGGAGUGAAGUCACUGCCCCCCGCCGUCGGGUCUCCCAUCGGCCGUAUACGCCGCCGGGCAGCUCGGCGGCGGAUAGUUAAAUGUGUAGGGCCCUUAAGUUGCAGAGCAAGAAAUGCUGAAACAAGAAAAAAGGUUUAUCAAGUUCAAAUCUGCAUUAAUUCUACUUGUGUGUUUUUUUUUUUUUUGUCAUCUCAAGGAAAGUGAAGCACCUCCAAGUGUGAGCAUAUAUCGGUAAAUUUACUAAAGCUUCUAAAAGUGAAAAGAGGUGAUUGUUGCCCAUAGCAACCAAUCGGAUUCUCUUUAUCAUUUCUUUAUUGUAUUAUAGGAAAUGAUAGAGGGAAUCUGAUUGGUUGCUAUGGGCAACAUCACCUCUUUUUUCACUUUUACCAGCUUUAGUAAAUUUACCCCUUAGCCUCAAAUGAUGAAAAAUAACUUUUCCCUGAUUCUCAGUCCUUGGAAUUAAAGUGAACUGAACAAAACUUUGUUGUGCUCUGACCUUGCCUGCACCAAACCCUCCCAUGUUUUCAGAUAUCCUUCUUACAGUGAGGUACUGUACCUCAGGGUGUACUCCUCUUUUGUUUGACUUAUACAAUGGUAGUUACAAUGUUUGUAUCGGGUUGGAUAUGAAAUCCCGGCGGAUGGGAUGCUGGCUGUCAAUAUCCUGACAGCAGCAUCCCGCCCGCCAGAAUGCCGGCAGCGUGGCGAGCGCAUAGAGACCACUUGUGGGCUCGCCAUUCUGCAGGCACGGUGCCUCGCUGCGCUCACCACAGGUUAUAUUCUCACUCUAUGGGUGUCGUAGACACCCACGAGUGGGAAUAGCUCUGGUGAAGCUGUCGGGAUUCCGGCGUCUGGAUCCUGAACGCCGAGAUACUAACUACAUCCCAUUUGUAUCACAUGUAUUAAUCUCUGUCUGCCUCUCUCAGUAACCUUUCCACAAAAGUUUAUGUACAAGAACCUGUCCAUCCUUUAUGCCUGACUUGUGUAGUGCAGGGUACACUGUCGGUGCGGUCACUGGAGGAAGGGCUCAGGCAUGGCAUGUUAUAUUUAUAAACCACCUUGUGAUUAGAGAUUUAAGAUGGGGGUGCAGAUUUUACAUUGCUGGAUAAGAGGGCAAAACCAAUUAAAAGAUAAAGAGAUUGAGGCACACUUGGAGCUGUUGCACUGAAGGCCUUAGUAUCACACUAAAUGCUGUGAUUAUUUGGCUGCAAAAUAGCUCUAAUGCAGGCCUGGCCAACCUGUGGCUCUCCAGCUGUUGUAAAACUACAAGUCCAUCAUGCCUUGCCACAGUUUUGCUAUUAGGGAAUGCUAAAACUGUGGCAGGGCAUGCUGGGAUGUGUAGUUUCACUACAUCUGGAGAGCCACAGGUUGGCCAGGCCUGCUCUAAUGACUAAGAGAAUGAUUUGAUAGUUGCUCAGUGCAUGUUGCCAUAUUUAUGAGAGCUUUUCCAGAAUUGCUGAUUUGGGGUAUAUAAGUAAACUGCCGUGCUACUUGCAUGUAAUGCUUCUGAAGAUGACGCUGAAUGAAGUAUAACAUGUAUUGCAACAUGCAUGCACAUUGUGGCUGAGGUGUUUCUGAACUCUGUAUGUGCGCUGUUUUAUAAAUAUAAUAAAUCAGGCAUGUAAGAAAAUACUGCAGUUUCUAAUCACCCCAACUCGCUGUCUUGUUCUGUCACCUAAAUAAAACAUCACUGUAGUACUAAGUUUUAUUUUUUAAGAUUAUAAUCCAUCCGAUUAAUUUAUUUUAAUGUGCAGUUGACGGUAUUCGCUCUUUGUAGUUCACAUUAUGUCACUGAUCAAAGACAAUUCAAUUCAUUAGUGCUACAACCAAUUUCACUGACAAAAUGGCUGCUUCCUCUGUAAGUAAUACGUGCCAUUGUUCCAUUGUGUUGGUUUGAUUUUUAGGUGCACUUUGCAGAUUGUCAAAAUCUAUACAUUGUUUGCAUAUCUUUCCUUGGAAAUUAAUGUGUGAAUCAUGGCUGUGGCAGAAAUAUUACUUCCAAAAUGAACAAAAAUGUAAUACUGUUGGUGUCUCAUGGCUUUGACUGCAUUGUUUUGUAUUAAAAUCAUUUUUCAGAA